GCAUUUCAAGGAAUUCAGCUCUUUCUCCUCUUUCUUUCUUUCGUUUUGAGAUAAGGUCUCUCUAUGUAGUCUUGGCUCUCCUGGAACUCGCUGUGUAUACCAGGAUAGUCCCGAACUCAUCAGCCUGCUACCUGGGUGGUGGUGGCGCACGCGUUUAAGCCUUUAAUCCCAGCACUCGGGAGGCAGAGGCAGGCGGAUCUCUGUGAGUUCGAGGUCAGCCUGGUCUACAAGAUCUAGUUCCAGGACAGGCUCCAAAGCUACACAGAGAAACCAGGUCUCGAAAACAAAAACAAAAACAACAAAAAAGUAAUAAGAAGUCAACCUGCUUCUGCCUCUCAAGUGUUGUAACUAAAGGCACGAGCCACCAAGUCGGAUCUUCUCUUUUCUUAAAACAAUCCGAGAAACGGUUAAAAAAAUACACUUCCCCUAAUCCUCUGGGACCAGAGUCAAUGGAGGUAGCUGUGCCGGUUGCCCAUAAGCCUCCUGGGAGUUGUAGUUCGAAUCUGCCUUAUUGCCCACCACGCCUUCCAGGCCAGCCCUCAACCUUGUGGACGUGGCGAGGGGCUCCAGGGUCAACCUUGGCGCCCAUUGGCUCCGCCCCUGAGUGCCUCCGGCGCCGUCAUUGGUCGGAGGGAGGGGGCCUCUGAGCUGCCGGGGGCGGAUCUUGACUGGCGCCGCGCCAGGUUGGGCAUCUUUGCGCGAAAGCCGAGCUCAUCGUGGGGAGCGAACCCAGGCCUGGUAACCGGGGAAAAGGGACCAAUGAUGUGGCGACGGUCGCUUCUGUUGCUUCUCUUGCUGCUGAGGUGGUGGGCCCUGGGGAAGCCAUCCCCUGACGCCGGGCCUCAUGGCCAGGGUAGGGUGCAUCAGGGAGCCCCCCUGAGCGACGCCCCCCACGAUGACGCCCACGGAAAUUUCCAGUAUGACCACGAGGCGUUCCUGGGAAAAGACGUGGCCAAGGAAUUCGACCAACUCAGCCCAGAGGAAAGCCAGACCCGACUCGGUCGGAUCGUGGACCGCAUGGAUCUCGCUGGGGACAACGAUGGCUGGGUGUCCUUAGCUGAGCUCCGUUCGUGGAUCGCGCACACACAACAGCGGCACAUCCGCGACUCGGUGAGCGCAGCCUGGCACACCUACGACAUGGACCGCGACGGGCGCGUGGGUUGGGAGGAGUUGCGCAAUGCCACGUAUGGCCACUAUGAGCCUGGGGAGGAAUUCCAUGAUGUGGAGGAUGCUGAGACCUACAAGAAGAUGCUGGCUCGGGAUGAGCGGCGAUUCCGGGUGGCCGACCAGGAUGGGGACUCCAUGGCUACCCGGGAAGAGCUGACAGCCUUUCUGCACCCCGAGGAGUUCCCCCAUAUGCGGGACAUUGUGGUUGCAGAGACCCUGGAGGACCUUGACAGGAACAAAGAUGGCUUCGUCCAGGUGGAGGAAUACAUUGCGGACCUGUACUCUGAGGUGCCUGGGGAGGAGGAACCUGCCUGGGUGCAGACGGAGCGGCAGCAGUUCCGGGACUUCCGGGAUCUGAACAAGGAUGGGAAGCUGGAUGGCAGCGAAGUUGGUUACUGGGUGCUGCCUCCAUCCCAGGACCAGCCCCUUGUGGAGGCCAACCACCUGCUGCAUGAGAGCGACACAGACAAGGAUGGUCGUCUGAGCAAAGCUGAGAUCCUGAGCAACUGGAACAUGUUUGUGGGCAGCCAGGCCACCAACUACGGCGAGGACCUGACACGACACCACGAUGAACUCUGACCCUGGGUCUGCUCAGCCCUGUGACCCAGGACCCCAUGGGGGAUGGGGGCAGUUGAGGGGCCGCUGCGGCCAACCUCCGGGGCACAGACUCAGCACUGGUGUCCCUGGUUCUUGGGCUCUCAGGGACCCACUGAAUCACCUUCUCUCCUUGAGAGCCUGGCCCCCUGCCUGGAGCCUCCAGUCUGCCCCAGACACUCAGGCACUGAGUGACAGCCACUGAUACCAUCUCCCAGCACAGGCCUUGGGCCCACACCCUGGCCCAACCCUAAUCUGAGCCUCAAUCACACGGGCUGACCUGUACUGCCCACUACCGGGGAGCAAUAAAAGCCUUUGCUGGGGUCCUCUGGUA
Molecule: messenger RNA, 2095 nt
Organism: Arvicola amphibius (Eurasian water vole)
Lineage: Eukaryota; Metazoa; Chordata; Mammalia; Rodentia; Cricetidae
Gene: Rcn3
Product: reticulocalbin 3
Exons: 7
Coding region: 760-1746 (328 amino acids)
Cellular component (GO): endoplasmic reticulum
Molecular function (GO): calcium ion binding
Source: RefSeq, a predicted model, not a curated record